AUGUCUGCAGAAACAAAUUCAAACAAAACAAUUAAAACGGAACCGAUCGAUGAUUAUCUUCAAGUGAAGCAGGAAUUUGAUGAUUAUGAAAAUACAUCAGAUUUGUAUACGGAUAAUGAUGAUAUAUGUCUGCAGCAAUUUCUAAAAUCUGAGAUUACAAUUGACGAGGAAAUAAAACAAGAGACGAUUGAUGACCAAUAUGACGUGACUAGUACAAACAAAACUGUAUUAGAUGAAAAUUCUUCCCUAUGUAACGAAGAGAUCAGUGAAUCAAGUACGAUAGUCGAUAGUACAAACAAAACAUUUGACAAAGUUUCAGGAAAAGAUAAGACAACUAGUAAGUUGAAAUACAAAUGUAAAUCAUGCAGUAAAACAUUUGUAGAAAAAGGUAAUUUAAUAACACAUUUAUCAGUGUGUAGUGAAGAACGACCUUAUGAAAGUGAGACAUGCAAUAAAACAUUCAAAACAAAAAAUAAUUUAAAACAACAUGAAAUCAGUCACACUGAAGAAAGGCCUCAUGAGUGCAACAUAUGCAAUAAAAGAUUUUUACGGUCGAGUAUUUUAAGAGAGCAUUUAUCAGUGCAUACUGAAGAACGACCUUAUGCAUGUGAAAUAUGUAAUAAAACAUUCAGAACAAAACCUAUAUUACAGGGUCUGGCACUCGAAGUGUAA
This is a messenger RNA of Ctenocephalides felis (cat flea), 672 nucleotides long. Its product is annotated as zinc finger protein 471-like. The record is from RefSeq and is a predicted model, not a curated record. The transcript is spliced from 2 exons. Gene Ontology annotation, cellular component: nucleus. Bases 1 to 672 code for a protein of 223 amino acids. Lineage: Eukaryota; Metazoa; Arthropoda; Insecta; Siphonaptera; Pulicidae.